Molecule: messenger RNA, 2206 nt
Organism: Pieris brassicae (large cabbage white)
Lineage: Eukaryota; Metazoa; Arthropoda; Insecta; Lepidoptera; Pieridae
Product: synaptic vesicle glycoprotein 2C-like
Exons: 11
Coding region: 244-1848 (534 amino acids)
Biological process (GO): transmembrane transport
Molecular function (GO): transmembrane transporter activity
Source: RefSeq, a predicted model, not a curated record
AGUGAAGACGUAGAGUUUAUAAAAAGAUAACGGUUGAAAUUUAAAAAUAAUAAAAUGAUAAAUUAAAUCAUCCCGCAAACUGGCUGGAAAUAAAAAAUAACGGCGAGUUUGGAGUUUUUUGUUUUAAUGACGGUUUAGAAGAGACACAAUAAAAUUGUUAUUGUAGCGAUUAGAUAAAAUGGUGUCAAAGAUACGCACAUUAACACGUUUUUGAGUUGCGUUAAUUUUUAUUAGUGGAUUACAAUGUCGGCAAAUAAUUCUCAUAGUGAUAGACUAAACGAAAGUUUGAAUUUAAAAAGAAAUAUUGAUAAUGAUCGCUCCAGUGAUGUCGAAAGAAGUUCAGAAAAAUUAAAUGAAGUUUGUUUCGAAGAUGCAUUCGAGUUGACUGGUCACGGCAAGUUCAAUCACCUGGUACUGCUGACAUGUGGUCUGAUCAUGCUGAACGUGUCUAUGGAGUCUGUCGGUAUGAGCUACGUCAUUACAGCUGCAGAAUGUGAGCUGGAGCUGACGAGUGAGCACAAGGGGCUGGUGAAUGCUGCUGCGUUCAUUGGUAUUAUAAGCACAUCAUUUCUAUGGGGAUACCUUGGUGACAGAUUCGGCAGACGGGCGGUGAUGCUGCCAUCGAUGGUAGCGUCUGCCGCCCUAUCCAUUACCUCAUCGUUCUCAACGAAUGUGUGGAUGCUACUAAUUUUGCGGAUACUUACGGGCUGUUUGGUGUCUGCGUCAAGCGCGACAGUGUAUGCAUAUCUUGGUGAAAUGCACACUGGAUCCCGUAGGGCGGCAGCUAUAGCUUGGGGAUCAGCCUUCAUAUCCUUCUCAUUUAUUAUUCUACCAGGUCUUGCCUGGAUCAUAAUUCCUGGACAAUGGUCCUGGUCGAUCAUUGGCUUCAGGAUAGUGCCGUGGCGAGCCUUCAUGUGGUCAUGGUGUGCCCCUGGUCUCAUAGCCUCGGUGUUCCUGUUCUGGUUGCCAGAAAGUCCGAGAUACCUAUUGUCUGCCAAAGGUCCUGAUGCCGCAUUGCCAGUAUUGGCGAAAAUGUAUGCGUACAACAAAAAUGCUGGAGAGGAUAAUUUUCCCGUAGAGAAAAUUGUUACAAGCAGCAUAGAAUCGAGAUCUGGUGGUUUCGUUGGAGCAGUGAGAAACAUUUCCUUGCUUUUCAGACCACCACUGCUUAAAUGUGUCUUCAUAUCGCAUAUAUCAAUGUUCGCCGUGUUCAUGCUCUCAAGCGGUUUGUACGUGUGGGUACCGGAUAUCCUAAAUAGCAUGCUCAGUAAUACAAGCGAAAAGAGCAUAACUAUUUGUGAAAUUAUACACAAUAAGUUCCAGGCGACUAGAAAUUCUUCAUUGGAAGUAAGCCACGGACUAUGCAAGGCUCACGUAUCGACAAGUGUCUUCUCUAUAUCAAUGGGUAUGGGUGCAGUGUUCGCAGUCACCUACCUGGCUAUAGGACUCUUCAUCACAAGGGUUGGAAGAAAGACAUUCUAUUGUUGCAUAAUGUUCGUGUGCGGACUCGCCACUAUCGGUGCAGCCUUUGUACCGCAAGGUGGCGCUGCAACGGCGCUACUAAUUCUGGCUCUAUGUGCUGGAUGCGCUGCUUCAAUUCUCGCCGCUAUUGCUGUUGACGUGUUUCCAACAUGUUUGAGAGCGAUGGCUAUGUGCGUAAUGUACAUGGUGGGUCGGACGGGAGCGGCUGUGGGUUCGAACAUUCUCGGAGCGACGCUGGACAGGCACUGCCAACUUGCGUUCAGUGUAUUCGGCGUGUUCACUGCUGGUUCAGUGAUACUUAUAAUAUUUUGGCCGAAACCAGAGAAGAUCCGCGAUGAAAUGGAACGCAAAGGAUUGAAUUACUAAGUUUAGACUAAUUAAGACAUUUGUUAAUUGAUUUUUAUUACACUGCAUUCGUUAGAUGCGCAAAGAAUGUAAAUUGUAUCUAGACAACUACUCGAGUACUACUGGUUCGAAUUGAAAAAUUUGUGUGUAUAUUACUUUAGUCAGUUUAUUAGGUUAUUACAAAAAUUCAGAUCACAACCAAAUAAACGUGGGUGAAACUGUGGGGCAUGGCUGUAGUUAAAUAAUUACGAUUCAAUCUUACUUUAUACUUUAUAACAUAUUCCUACCAAUUAUGUAGCUAAUACAAAUCAGUAAGAGACUGAUAAUUAGCCAUAAUGUUGCUAUUUAGUAUGUAUGUAAUUAAAUAUAUUUUCCUACA